AUGAUGAUACAUGUUCUUCCUGCUGUCGCCGCACCCACCGUUGCCAACAAAGAUGCCUCAGCCAUUCCCGGGUACGGCAUCGAAGAGCUUACCUGGGAGCUUCAGACUGCUCCCGGAGGUCCUGCCGUGAACGUCACAGGCACCAUCGAGCAAGCCUUUAAGCACAUGAAAACCGUUAACCCAGGCUUCAUCUCCGAUUUUGGCUUUGACCAACCAGUCAACGUCUCUUCGCUCUCCAUGCCCCUCGAGUCACGCGGAUACACGAUCGAUCACAUCACUUGCGACGUCGUCUUUGAAUGGGCCUACCUGGUGGAAAUCCAAACGGGCAUGUUCUACCUAAACAACAUUCCCGGCAAACCGACCAACGGCCCUGGCCCUGGUAACUGUGGUCGGAUCAGUUGCUCAUCCGAUGCUGCUAUCUACUGGUGCAAUGAUACCGUUGUCAACAACUGCCCUCAAAGAAUAGGUUUGUUGAACAUGGGGCCGUAUGCGGAAUUGACCAAGGGUCAGAUCUUCAUGACGGAUAAUUGGAAUGUCAUUGUUAGGUAUGACGAGUGCUAG
Molecule: messenger RNA, 561 nt
Organism: Neurospora crassa OR74A
Lineage: Eukaryota; Fungi; Ascomycota; Sordariomycetes; Sordariales; Sordariaceae
Exons: 2
Coding region: 1-561 (186 amino acids)
Source: RefSeq, a predicted model, not a curated record